AAACAUCACCCUUCAAUGAGAAGAGAAACCAUAUGAAAAAUAUCAAACAUCUCUAAUUCUAGUUUCAGUACAGAGUAGAAAAUGGACGAUUAUACAAGAGAAAUGAUGGACCUCAAAACCCUCGUCACCCGAACCCUAGAGAAGAAAGGCGUCCUUGCCAAGAUCCGAGCUGAACUUAGAGCAAGCGUUUUCGAGGCGAUAGAAGAGGAGGAUAGGGCAAUCGAGAAGGAUGAAGCCUUGCCUCCUGCACUAUUGGGUAGCUGCAAUGAGCGUGCGAAGCAACUCCAUAAUUCCCCUUCAGGACGGCUACUAACUUGUU
Molecule: messenger RNA, 319 nt
Organism: Nicotiana tabacum (common tobacco)
Lineage: Eukaryota; Viridiplantae; Streptophyta; Magnoliopsida; Solanales; Solanaceae
Source: RefSeq, a predicted model, not a curated record